CCUACGCACAUCAUAUAGUAUUAUAGCCACAGCCCUCCUUUCUCCGCCCUCUUUAGUCCUACUCCGUUCACAUUUCAGGUCGAUCUCAUGGGGGAUACGGCGAAGCUUCAACUCUACUCCUACUGGCGGAGCUCUUCUUCCCAUCGCGUACGCAUCGCAUUGAAUCUCAAAGGGUUGGCGUAUGAGUACAAGUCCGUUAACCUUUUGAAGAAUGAACAGUCGAGUCCUGAGUUUGCUAAGUUGAAUCCACAAAAAUGCGUCCCGGUGCUGGUGGAUGGAGAUACUGUGAUUGCUGACUCUUUUGUGAUUUCAUUGUAUUUGGAAGACAAGUAUCCCGAGCAUCCUCUAUUGCCCAGGGAUUUGAAGACUAGAGCUCUCAAUCUUCAGGUAGCAAGUAUUGUGGGGUCCAGCAUUCAACCUUUUCAUAACCUUAGUGUUUUGAAUUAUAUCGAGGGGAAGCUUAAUGCUAAGGAGAAAGUUGCUUGGGCUCAGUAUCAUAUCAAUAAUGGCCUUGAAGCCCUCGAGAAAUUGUUAGAGAAAGUUGCUGGAUAUUAUGCCACUGGUGAUGAAGCCCAACUGGCUGAUAUAUUUCUAGCUCCUCAGAUUCUUGCAGCGGAAAGAUUCGAGAUUGACAUGAGUCGGUAUCCGACGCUUGCCAGGCUCAUGGAAGCUUACGAUGAGCAUCCUGCUUUCCAAGCAGCUCUUCCCACAAACCAGCCGGAUGCGCCUUCGCCGUCGGACGCAUGAAAAUGUGUCGCCGUUAGCUCUUCAUCAAUAAACAGCUUUUUGGGUGGGUCAUAUCUGCAUGAUCUCUGUAUCGAGGAAUAAAAUGGGUAGGUAUCUUAAAUUUCAAACCUUGUGUGCUUGGGGUUUGUUCCGCCACCUGAAAUACGUUUCUUGGUAGAGAAAAUUUCGGCAAGUUUCAGCAUUUCUUAUUUAAGGAGUGACAGAUUUGGUUUGUAAUAUUUACACUCAUAAUUUUAAUCAUAAUUUUUAAAAUUAUGAGUGGCAGUUUAUGCUCCCCAUCAUAUGAAGAUAAAAUGCAUUAUAUUUCAUGCUCAUAAAACACAGUUCUUAUAGUAUAAAAUCAUAUGCAAAUAUUAUAAACAAUAUAAACAUUACAAAUUAAAAAACUAAAAAAUCAUACAUUAUUGCAAAAAAAAAAAAAAGAUUUAAACCAUUUUAUUGUUUUUGGUCUCCUCCGGGAAAAGUGUUAAGUGGGGUGGCGAACUCUGGGGUAAUAGUAGGAGUCGGCAGCAUUGGGUUUGUUGUCGACCUCUCCUCCGACUCUUAGGCGACAACACUCUCCUCUGGCCUCCCCAGCAGAGUCUCUGUUCUUUUUAUUUUUAAACAAAAAAUAGACACUUUUUUUGUAUAAAAAACCAUAAGGGAGCAAACUCUGAUAUAUUUUCUCCUGCUGAACCGCAAUCGGUCUUCUAAUGUCGUUCUGGUAAUGGUUAUUGAGGAUUGUCCUUUGUUUAUCGAUUAGUUUCCAACGGUGUUGAGGCAUGAUGGCUAAGGACAAGAAGAGGUCGUCAAGGGAGACUAACCCAUGAACAAAGGACAAUCCUAAGUAACCAUUACUAGAACGACAUUAGAAGAACGACUGCGGUUCAACGGGAGGAAAUAUAAUAGAGUUUGCAGCUUUAUGAUUUUUUAUAUAGAAAAAAUGUAUUUUUUGUUUAAAAAUGAGAAGAACAGAGGCCCUGCUGGGGAGGCUGUGGGGGAGACUGUUGUGAAGGCUGCUGCCGCCCAGGUGCCCGAGGAGAGUGUUGCCGCUCAGGAGCCGGAGGAGGGGUCAACAACAAGUCCAGUGCUGCUGACUCCUACUCCUCUUUCCCCUGAGUUCACAACUGUACUCGAACAAUUUUCCCCCGGAGGAGAUCAAUGACGAUAAAAUGGUUUAAAUCUUUGUUUUUUUUGUUUGUAACAAUGUAUAUGAUUUUUUUAGCUUUUUAGUUUGUAAUGUUUAUAUUAUUUGUAAUGUUUGCAUAUGAUUUUAUUUUAUAAGAAAUGUGUUUUGUGGUAUGAGUAUGGUGCAUUCUAUCUUCAUUUGAUGGGGAGCACGAGCUUCCACUAAUAAUUUUAAAAUUAUGAGUGUAAAUAUUACAAACUAAAUCUGUCAUUCUUUAUAUAAAAACUGUGUUUUAAUAUUCAUGUUAAGCUCGUUUGCUUAACAAAUGAAUCAAAGACGAGCUGUUAUGUAUGAAAAACUCAAAUUAAAUUU
Messenger RNA from Phalaenopsis equestris, 2227 nucleotides. Its product is annotated as glutathione S-transferase 2-like. Gene Ontology annotation, biological process: glutathione metabolic process; L-phenylalanine catabolic process. NCBI's taxonomy places the organism in Eukaryota, Viridiplantae, Streptophyta, Magnoliopsida, Asparagales, Orchidaceae. Bases 88 to 747 code for a protein of 219 amino acids. The transcript has 9 exons. Gene Ontology annotation, molecular function: glutathione transferase activity; maleylacetoacetate isomerase activity. The record is from RefSeq and is a predicted model, not a curated record. Gene Ontology annotation, cellular component: cytoplasm.